GGUGGUUGUUACUAUAAAUGUCAUUCCAACCCCUUGGCUUGUUAAUUCCCCGCAGAUUCCCUUACGCGCAUCCGUCGAUUCCCGUGGCAUAUUCAGAUCCUACCAAGAUCCUUCAACGUGUCCAGUUCCGACAUAUUGUAACAACCCGCGGGAGCUCACGCAUAUUUAAGCAUCGUGCCUGAACCAUUGGCUCUUUUCGUGUAUUACAUGCGCAAGAUUACCCUAUACGCUCUCUUAUACUCCUACUCUCUUCCGAACAUAACCGGGUUUUCCAAGCUUCAGUCUGUCGUACGGAAUAUCUAGUCCCUCAACCAGGUACUAGUUUUCGCGAUAGAAAACUCACCUCCUCGAUUAGACGCAGAGCUUUAAAUCAAAUUGGCACUACCUCACAUAUAACGAGCCGAAUACAUAACACCAUUUCCUAAUGCUACAGCUAACUUACCGCCACUUACUCAAGUGGAACGUUCAGAGCUGGCUGGGAAACUACAAGGUGACAACUCUAGACGAGCUCUGGAUAGGACUUUUAGCGCUCGAGGCUCUCCUGAUCACAGGCGUUCUUGGCUUACGGGUCUUGGAAGCAAUAGGGUGGACGACACACAAGUCGAGGUGGAUCAGGUCUAAUAGUAUAUAUUCAUAAAUAAAUAUUAUACAAUAUAGAAAAUUCA
Molecule: messenger RNA, 665 nt
Organism: Daldinia decipiens
Lineage: Eukaryota; Fungi; Ascomycota; Sordariomycetes; Xylariales; Hypoxylaceae
Exons: 2
Coding region: 425-637 (70 amino acids)
Source: RefSeq, a predicted model, not a curated record